Molecule: messenger RNA, 1195 nt
Organism: Ceraceosorus bombacis
Lineage: Eukaryota; Fungi; Basidiomycota; Exobasidiomycetes; Ceraceosorales; Ceraceosoraceae
Source: the annotation of a GenBank genome assembly
AUGUCAGCAAUCUUUGACUCCUCCUCUCCCUACGGGGGAAGUAAUCAGUCCGCAGGACCAAGCUACGGAAAUCCCUCCAGCAAUUCAGGAGGACCUCCAUCUCUUCAGUUCUACUCUUCGGGUGGAGCGUCGUCGCAGGGAUUUGGAGCAGGAGGAGGCGAUCCUUCUGCAGGGGCCGGAAGCUACGCGCAGGGCGGGCCCGGCAGGAGUAGUCUGGAGGGCAACAUGAUGAGCUCUGGAUUUGGCAGCGCUGACAGAGCCAUGAUGAGCGCUCAGAUGGGUUUUUGGAGCGCAUUUGGUACGGGCGGAUACCCUGAUGAGCCGGGGUUGAUGGAGGGUGAGUGCGGGCUCAUUAGAUCUACUUGGCGUAGGCAAACAUCGUUCGGAGAAACAAGAGGAGGUGAUCCAAAGCUGAUUUGUCCAUUGCUACCGUCGCUGCCGCUCGCGACGAAUCCAUGCACCCCAGAGCUCGGCAUCAACUUCUCCCACAUCAUCGAUAGGAGCUUGACGGUCUUGAACCCGCUCCACUCUUACAGCGCAUCACAUCAAAAGGAUGCGCACAUGAUGGACGACGCGGAUCUGGCAGGGCCCCUGCUCUUUGCGUUUGCCUUCGCUAUGCUGCUCUUGCUAGUAAGUCAUGCCUUGGAUGUCCCCUGAGGUCGAUCAGCACAGGCACAGGCACUCACGCUGCAAGACCGCGCUUUCCUGCUGCCCAUCUUGGAUCAUUUUUCAUAGUCUGGCAAAUCGCAAUUUGGCUACAUCUAUGGUGUCGCUCUGUUGGGCGACAUCUCCAUCUACAUGCUACUCAACAUGAUGUCUGAGGAAGGCAUAGAUGCUUAUAGGGUAGCAUCCGUGCUGGGCUACUGUCUCUUGCCAUUGUGCAUAUUGAGCGCCAUCAGCAUCGUCAUUCGUCUCGAGUGAGUGUGCAGGCAACGAUGCCCUUCAUUUGACAGCCUUCCUCUUCCCCUCGCGGCCCUUCUGACUCUCCAAUCUUUUCACACACACGUGCCACACCAAAAGCUCCUUCUUGGGCUACAUUACAGCGCCGCUCUUCAUCCUCUGGAGCAGCAUCUCCGCCUCUGGCAUUUUUGUCAGCAUUCUCAGGCUGAGCGAGCAACGCUUCCUCAUCGCAUACCCCGUCGGACUGCUCUACUCCGUUUUUGCUCUCUUGAGCAUCUUCAAUUUUGGUCACUGA